Messenger RNA from Penicillium mononematosum, 918 nucleotides. RefSeq names its product Sister chromatid cohesion and DNA repair protein (BimD). NCBI's taxonomy places the organism in Eukaryota, Fungi, Ascomycota, Eurotiomycetes, Eurotiales, Aspergillaceae. The coding region runs from base 1 to 918 and encodes 305 amino acids. The record is from RefSeq and is a predicted model, not a curated record. The transcript has a single exon.
AUGUCGUUGAUUUUCCACGUCGGACAGCGCGUCAAGCAAUUCCGCGAUGGCAUCACCAAAUCAGACGAGAUUUCCACCCGCCUCCACACUCUAUCUGAUCUGGCACAAGCGACUAUUCGCCGGUUCGCAGAUAUCUACUCCCAACAACACAAGUUUGGCGGCGCCGCCGGCGCAACCAACAUCUUGCAAACCUAUCCUGGAAAGAUGGGCGUCCCCAGCUCCCUCUUCACUUCCAUGAGCAGUCACCGCGAAGCCCAAGACGUCGCUGACAAGAACUUCCUUCCAGAUGAGUUGGACGAUUUGCUAGAUCGCGUCGUCAGAAUUGCAAUGAAGCCCAGGAGUAACUCUACCCACGCUUCGCAGGGCGGAUCAAGCAAGAAGCGAAAGCCCGAGUCUCUUGAUGCCAACGGAAAAUCCUCCGUGGCCAAAAAGGCACGCAAGGAAAAGACUUCUCGUCCCGCUCGCAAGUCCACAUCAUCCACCAGUGCAGCUGCCAAGUCGAGACGGAAAUCAAAGGACGACGACGGUUGGUCUUCUGACGGAGGCGCUGGAGGCGCCGUAACCACUUCCUCUCGCAGGCGCAGCGUCCGAGGCACCGCGAAGGCGGAAGUCAGCUAUAUCGACAACGACAGCGACGAUGCCGACAUGGAGAUGGCAGAGUGGGAUAAACCCCAAGAAAAAGACGACGGCGAAGAUGAAGCGGGGGAAAGUGAGAACGAAGACGUCCAAGAAAUGGACGAUGAUCAAGAACCCGCUGAGGAUGAUGAGGCCGAGGCCAGCGAGAAGGAACCCACGCCGCCUCCUGCAAAGAAGCGAGGCGGAAAGACCGCUGCUGCGAAGGGCGAUGCCAAAAAGCCUGAGGCAAAGAAGCCCUCGACAGCCAGCUUGCCUUCGCGACGCUCUUCCCGUCGUGGAUAA